Molecule: messenger RNA, 693 nt
Organism: Adineta steineri
Lineage: Eukaryota; Metazoa; Rotifera; Eurotatoria; Adinetida; Adinetidae
Source: the annotation of a GenBank genome assembly
AUGCUUUUUCAUUAUAUUCCUCCAUCUGAUGUUCGUCCUGGUGAUCAUUUGUAUCAAUGGCAAAAUUUUCGAUUACUUCAAGGGAUUGCUGUUCCAUCCAAUAAUAAUCCAACUGAAAUACAUGUUGUUAUGUUAAAUGGACUCAAUAGUUUUCAUUUAGUAACACUUAAAGAGUUUACAGGAAGAAAAUUCUUGAGACGAGCACUUUACAAUCAAAGUGACAGUUAUUUACAUACAAUUAAAUUACGUGGAACUAGUUUCAGUGAAAGAGCAAGACCUGCUGAAGAAAUUGUACAAAAUGCUUUACUUUUAGUUGAUAAAACUAAUCGAAAUCCUGGAUGUUUACAUGAAAUUAUUAUUCAGAAUUUUGCUCAACUAUGUUGUACAAUUGAACAUAAACAAUGGCGUGAUAAAUGGUUAGGAGAUGAACAAAAUCCAUCGUUACCAAAUAAUUUCGAGCAAGCAUCUAUUCUGACCUCGGCCGUAGCUAUCAAUGAACAGAGAGUAAAAGAACUGGAACAGAUGAUCGAAAAACUAGAAGAUAAACAAUGUUGUCAAAUAUGUAUGGAUGGACUAAUUAAUGUAGCUUUUCUAUGUGGACAUGUUGCAUGUUUCGAAUGUGCUCAAAAACUCAAGACAUGUCCUAGUUGUCGAAUAGAUACACGUGAAAAAAUCAAACUAUUUUUGUCUUGA